Molecule: messenger RNA, 1815 nt
Organism: Ectocarpus sp. CCAP 1310/34
Lineage: Eukaryota; Phaeophyceae; Ectocarpales; Ectocarpaceae
Source: the annotation of a GenBank genome assembly
GCGGUGGCAGUCAAGGCUCUCGCGCGUCAUGUUCCGGGAGACCACCGCCAACAGAGCCUCGCUGCAGCGAUCUGGAGGCGGAGCGGGGGCAAUGGUGAAGGGGAUCGAUGAGAGGUUGAUGCACACCGUCCCUCUCUCGAAGCAGGACACCAAGGGCAACUCGUUCCUCCGCCUUUGUAACUUGCUAAGCUGGUCCACCAUUCUUGCAGCAACCUUUGCUGUGGUUCUGGACGUGAUACUGCUGCUGGUUGCCGGCAUCGAGGGCGCAGAGGCCACCUUGCACUGCUUUGGGAUCCUGAUGGCUCUGUCGAUAAUUCUGGCGGAACGGGAGGUGGUGUUGCUGCUGAGAUACUGUGCCUUCCUGGAGUCUUGGAUACUCAAGGGAUUCUUCAUUUCUUUCGUGGGUACGUUGCUCAUGGCGUUCGAGCACGGCGGAAUUCUGCUGGACUUGUGGAGAAGGAUAGGGGGUUUCAUCCUCAUCGCUACGGGAGUGCUGUACGUGAUGUUGGGUGCGCUCUGCUUCCGCCAGCUGCGGAGCUACCAGCUGGGAAAAAUCAGACGAAAAAAGAUGAUGAGACAGGAGCUCUUAUCUCUGAGCACGCAGAAGACACAGAUCGAGAAGCUCUUGGCCGACACAGAGUCGAAGCUGGAGCUCUUGUGAAGCCGACCGCUCGUAGGAGGGGCCGGCCGGCUCUCCUCGCCCCCCCCCGAAACCAUUCGGACAGCAUCUUGAGUCCAAAAAGGAGAUCGAGAAAAGAGACAAGUGAUACAAUACAUUGCAUGGAGGACACAAAACCCCUGCUGUCCACCCCUACGGUAGUGCUGUGGUAUCAACACCCACAGACGCUCCCUGCCCCCAGUAAUGAGUGGUUUCGGACGGUUGUCUACCGUUUUUUGGUGUUGUGAAGGGGUAGGAAUGUGACUAGCAGGGGCUGGAGAACGGGAAAGAGAUCUAGAGGGCCAGGAGAGAGGAAGAAAUACCAUGUGAUUUCAUACUUUGGUGGAGUAUUUUCACUGGCCCUCUCCCUGCACUAGAGAAGUAUCAUAGCAGAAUCGCUCAUGCCAGGGGGUGGGUGGGAUUACCUCUGGGAAUGUUGGGCGGGUGCGCGCGGUGGUGGCAGUGGUUUCAACGAAGGUUUCAAUCAUGUCGCGUUGCGUGCUUGUUUUGGUGCGGCGAGGUUACGUGUGUGGUGCUGGGAAAGGACGCCUGCUGUGUGUCUACCGUUUUUGCUUUUGAGGCUUUUCCGACACGACCGAAGGUGUUACAACUCUCGCCGUAGUCGCUGCCGCUCGCGCGCGCCCAGCCUCAAGUAGCACUCGCUCUCUCUGCCUUCCGUAGUUGUUGGUUCGUCUUACGAAAUGAUGGCAGUUCGAAUGACUCGAAACCGUAAGGUAAGCGUCGGGGGGGGGGGGGGAAGAAGGAGAUGAGCGAGUCCCCGUGUUGUUUUUUGUCCGUCUUGUGUCGUAUUUGUCGUGCUGUAAGGGCUGCUGUACGCUCGAUCUACAUACAUUCCAGUGUUGUUAAAUUCUCCCAAGUACGUGGAUUGUUUUUCCUCGGGUAGCCAUACGCAAGGGAGUGCAGCAUGUACGCCACGAAGUGUGGAGGGAGCGGGGUCAGUGUCGUGUGCCCUUAGGCGGUGGUUUUUAACGUAUGCCCGAUGUUUGCGUGUGGUUUUGGUGGUGGUUCUGUCGAUUCUUGUGACGUAAGGUCUUUGUAUUAUAGUAUAUUUUCUUUAUUUCUGUCUCCAAUGUCGCUCUUCAUGGGGGGUAAAAGAAAACGACAUCGUUGUCAUCCUUUUCACUGCCUACACCUGU